UUUUACCUAGCUUCUCGCCCCUGAGUCUUCAUUGGUAAUAACAAACACCUGGGAUUUGAGGUUUUAAAACAACAGUCGGGCUCUCCAAGUUGCGGCAAGGCCUCAGAGACACUGAGAGAUCACUCCUGCGGAGGACAACCUGAGAAGCCAUCAGAUUUGGUCUGGUGCAUCAAGCCAGAAGCAGCCACAGAGAUGGAUGUGUUCCUCAUGGUCCGGCACAAGAAGACCACCAUCUUCACUGAGGCCAAGGAAUCGAGCAAUGUGUUGGAGCUCAAGCUCAUAGUUGAGGGCAUCCUGAAGAGACCUCCUAAUGAUCAGCUGCUGUUCUUGGACAACCAGCUCCUGGAUGAGACGAAAACUCUGCGUGAAUGCGGCCUCACUAGCCAGGUAGCAAUGCCACAGGCCCCAGCCACAGUGGGCCUGGCCUUGAAAGCAGAAGAUGCCUUUGAAGAUCUGGAUAUCCACCCCUAUUUUUGCCGUCCAGUGCCUCCAGUGGUGAAGGAUUCUGGAAACAGUGCUAAGGAACAAGAUGUGCAGUGAGGGCCCCAGGCCCACCUUCU
Molecule: messenger RNA, 560 nt
Organism: Apodemus sylvaticus (European woodmouse)
Lineage: Eukaryota; Metazoa; Chordata; Mammalia; Rodentia; Muridae
Product: elongin-B-like
Exons: 2
Coding region: 193-540 (115 amino acids)
Biological process (GO): transcription elongation by RNA polymerase II
Cellular component (GO): VCB complex; elongin complex
Molecular function (GO): protein binding
Source: RefSeq, a predicted model, not a curated record